Molecule: messenger RNA, 2197 nt
Organism: Tuber aestivum (summer truffle)
Lineage: Eukaryota; Fungi; Ascomycota; Pezizomycetes; Pezizales; Tuberaceae
Source: the annotation of a GenBank genome assembly
ACCCACCCGCGAUAGCAACAGCAACGGCAGCAACAACAUCAUCAUCAACAACAACAACAAACAACAUCAUCAUCUAUAUAUACCCCUCUAGGCUUUGAGCAUCCACAAUCUUCAACAUCCUCCAACGGAAAACAACUUUUGCUGUUUCCCCCAGCGAGCUAUCGACUCUUAACCAUCCUCCCAUCUAUUCCAUCAAGCCGCCAAACUGAAGUACCCGAACAUUCAUAGCGCCUCGGCCAAUUCGCUGGUUCAACCCCCCAAGCCAGUCGAAAUGUCCCGCUACUCAGGCCGCAACGUUAACCCCUACCGGUCAUCCACUGGUACUCUUGCUAUGCCUCCUUCCCCUCCUCGCAGCAGCCACAUGGCUCCCGUGGACCCCCCAUCCCCGGCCGGGUCUGCCUGCUCAUCUUGUGAUUCCUCGCUCCCGCUCAACACCCCUUGGUCCGGGACCCCGACUUCCUCAAUGACUUCUCUUUCCACCCACCGCCCCCAUACCCAUAGACGCCCACGGGGACAGCCCUUCAAUGAUGGUGUUAGGAUUGUUGAGGCUUCCCGCGUGUCUCCUGAUGGUCGCCCUUCUCCCCUCGUUAUUCACAACCGGCCCCCUGUGCCAUCUCCCCCGCUAACCUCUCGAUCACUGAAUGCAUACCACACCGGGUCCAGGGCCCAUGGUGUCUAUCGUGGUGAUCCCUCGUCGCACACUCUGAUUGUGCCUGCAUCAUCAAACCCUAACCGUGAUCGCCGACGACGGGACUCUAUUUCCGGUCCGCUCUCUGCGAGAACUCUUGCUGAGCAUGGAUACACUAGAUACUACAAGUCAAUCGACAUCCAGGACGACCACGAGGGCAAUGCGGACGGUGGGGCCGGUCGGCGAGGCCGCACCAGGUUUCCACGGAAGCUCGUGAGUAAGGAAGCCAUUGAGGAGAUGGGACUGCCAUGGACCGAAGACCUGGACCGAUGCCUUGUCGUCCUCCGAGCGCUCAGCAGAACCGAAAUCGAGAGAUUGGUGGAUCUGACGGAGGAGAUUCGACGUGAGUCUACUGUAAUUUCUCCUCAUCCUUUUCUUGACCGAUACCCCCUCAGAAUCACCCUCUCUGACCUCUUUAAUCCUAUAUACUGACAUGUACACCAGGUCGUCGUAACUCAACCGGCAAAGCAGUCACUUUCGAAGAGAAGACAAUAAUCCACGAAGCCCCACCCUAUGCACCGGAGCCACCCCCAAUUGUUCAAGAGCGCAUUGUACACCACCGCCCAUCCCAUGAAACCGGGCGACCCCACACACCACUCACUUCUGAUACCAUGGCGCGCCUUAGUUCUGAUUACUCUUCGCAUCGUAUUUCCAAGACUGUCACUACAACCACCACCACCACAUCCCCAAAAUUCGGACCAACAGGAUUCAUUGGAUUGCCCGGGUCCUCGCAGGAGAAGCUAGCGAGGGCUGAAGAGAAGGCUGCUAGGGCAGAGGAUAGAGCGACCAGAUUAGAGGAGAGGGCAGAGAUCACUGGAAGGGCGAAAGACGAGCAUGAAGCUUUCAAAGCGAGGGCCAAAGCUCAGGAGAAGCAGCGUAAGGUUGGGGAGACACUGCUGAAGGAGAAGGGCAAGAUGGAAGCGAGGGAGAUGGAAGAGAGGACAUUGAGGCUUCAGAGGAGGUGAUGGCCGGGGGAAUGUGGUUAUUCCCAAGCAGUCUGGGUUUAGAAUAUUUUUGACAUUGAGGCACUUUGUUAUCAUUGCAGAUUAUUUUCCUUAGUCGUCACAGCUAUUAAAUUUUGGUGUUUUUCCUUUACCGUUUUCGUUACUACUGUUGGAGUCUUGCAUUUUAUCAAUCUUGUUGGGACGGUCACGGAAGGUUGGGUAGCAUAGCAUGCGUUUACACUCGUUCAAUGUACCCGAUAUGGUUUCGCAGCGUCUCGUUUGGUACCGUAUCCGGUGUACGUUUUAUUCAUGGUGUUGGGAACCAAAAACUCGAAAUGGGAAAACAAAACAGAAGUGUUGCACUAUCCAAAGCACGGUCUGCUCCCUGACCAGCAGGCGAUGUAUCCAAUCCCGUGCAUCCCUUUUUUCCCUUUCUCCACCGUAUCUCACUCCCAGGUUGCCGCGCCCCGCCCCGAAAAAGAAGAAAAGAAAAAGAAAAAAAGCAAGUUUUUCCCUUGCAUACCUUCCAUACCUUCCAUCCUUCCUCUCUCUAGACUGCCGGCAC